Molecule: messenger RNA, 5404 nt
Organism: Colossoma macropomum (tambaqui)
Lineage: Eukaryota; Metazoa; Chordata; Actinopteri; Characiformes; Serrasalmidae
Gene: socs9
Product: suppressor of cytokine signaling 9
Exons: 2
Coding region: 453-2096 (547 amino acids)
Biological process (GO): intracellular signal transduction; phosphatidylinositol phosphate biosynthetic process
Cellular component (GO): phosphatidylinositol 3-kinase complex
Molecular function (GO): 1-phosphatidylinositol-3-kinase regulator activity
Source: RefSeq, a predicted model, not a curated record
CAAACACAACAGCAAAGAAAGUAAGUGAAGUGGUUUAAACGGCGCCUGUUACCCGCGACACCGUCCUCCUCCACCUCGGGAGCGGGUUAUAGGACCUGACCCGAUAGAAAACAUCAACUUUUGUGAAGGACAAACUCACCUGGAGUGCUGCAUUACCAACAGGACUUGGUAGUCUGCGACCUUUGGACUCCGAAGACUAAGAUUGCUUCAUCAGUUGUGGAACUUUUAUGAAAAUGUUCUGCGACUCUUUUUGGUUAUGUCGGGAUGUCUCCAGCAGUUGAUGGUGCUUGUCCAUGUUCUGAUUUGAUUGGUCUUCCUUCCUUUUGUUGGAAUGUUAGUGUUGACUGCUGGACCUACAGCUGACAACCAGUUGCACCUCGCCGAAAUUGAUCCUAACCUCCUGUGAAGAGUCUCGUAUCUCAGAUACAUUUGUCCCAAAUUUCCAGCCAGUAAUGUCGACAGACGGAGGGGAUCGUGGGAAAGAAAGAGAGCGGGGCGCCCGUCCCAAGGCCCGCCAGAGCCGCUCCGAAGAACGACAGGAUGGAGGAAGGCGGAAAGGAGGCAGAGGGAAGAGGAAAGGCCACCUGGCCCAUGAACCGGCAUCCGAGCGACCGGUUAGUGAUGGGUUUGAAUAUGGAGACUUCUUAAAUAGGCUGGACUCUGGAAACGGAAACUCUUCGUCUCCUGUACGUGAACGCCGUUGGAGGCAGGUUCUUGGCUCAUCAAGUUCUUUGCUGCCUGAGAGAGCCUCCGCCAGGCCAGUUUCGAAUUCCCUCAGUGCAGACCAGCCAGUUUCUGAGACCAGCAGCAAGUCUUCCAGCGGCAGUCGCACCCUCAGGCAGAAGAUCCAAGAUGCUGUAGGCCAGUGCUUUCCCAUCAAGUCCCACAGUGGUGCUUGUGCUUCUGCACAGGGUCUGUCGGCAUCUCCUUCCACAUCCUCAUCCCGGAGGAAGAUCCAUUUGAGUGAGCUGAUGCUGGACAGUUGCCCAUUCCCAGCUGGUUCGGACCUUGCCCAGAAGUGGUACCUCAUCAAGCAGCACACGGCUCCCAUCUCCCAGCCGCCUGUCCUGGAAUCCCUUGCUGGAGCCACAACUAGAUCAUCCUCAUCCACCAGCAUUGCUGCUGCUGCUGGUGCUUCAGCUGCUCCUGUGGUCGAGGACGAGGACGACCGUUUGCGGGAAAGAAGGAGAAUAAGCAUCGAGCAAGGAGUCGACCCACCACCCAAUGCCCAGAUCCACACAUUUGAGGUGACUGCUCAGAUCAACCCACUGUACAAGUUGGGUCCCAAGUUAGCACAUGGGAUGAACGAGUUGGCGGGGGAUGACCGUGCCACUCUUCAGCAACAGCAGCAGAUGCUGCAGAGGCAGCAGCAACAGCAUCAGCUUCUUCUGCAAAGCUGCUUGGACACUCUUGACGAGGUUGCCGCUGCUUCUGCUUCCUCUGUGCCCUCAUUCCCCACCGAAUCCCAUCCAGAUUCGGACUCUUCUUCCUCCUCGUCUCCCCAUUCCUUGACAAGAGGUUCCUCGGUUCAAGUGGAUCACCCCCAAUCCCAGGAUGCCCAGCAUCGCAUCCACACCCAGAUUGAUUACAUCCACUGCCUGGUGCCAGACCUGUUGGAGAUUACAAACCUGUCGUGCUACUGGGGUGUGAUGGACCGCUACGAGGCCGAGACGCUCCUGGAAGGUAAACCCGAGGGUACUUUCCUUCUGCGGGACUCUGCCCAGGAAGACUACCUGUUCUCCGUCAGCUUCCGGCGCUACGGCCGCUCACUACAUGCCCGCAUCGAGCAGUGGAACCACAACUUCAGCUUCGACGUGCAUGACCCCAGCGUGUUCCAUGCACCCACGGUCACAGGGCUCCUGGAGCACUACAAGGAUCCCAACUCCUGCAUGUUCUUCGAGCCACUGCUAUCCAACCCCAUCUACCGCACGCAGCCGUUCAGCCUCCAGCACAUCUGCCGGGCUGUGAUCAGCAGCUGCACCACUUACGACGGCAUCACCGCCUUGCCCAUCCCCAACGCACUCAAGGAACACCUGAAGGAGUACCACUACAAGCAGAGGGUCCGUGUACGCAGGCUUGACACCUGGAGGGAAUGAAGCCUGCACAGUGUGGUAACUGCUUCCACGGCCAGUAUCAACAAGUGCAUUACUGACCACUUCAAGGAACCACUGCACACUGACCCAGCUUGCUACAGCAAACCCGGAUGUCCUGAUGCUUGCGAUUUUGAAUGUUCAGGGAAAAAUAAACUGAUGAGCGUGAAAGGGCUAGAAUAUCCUUGAGAGCUUGCAACAAACCCAGCAAGCUCUGGGUUAAUGGGUGCAUGUCAGUUAGUGUGCCAUGGGCUUAUUUAUGAUCUAUUGCAGGCAAAGGCUCUACGAGUGCCUUUGUGCUAUUGCAGUAUUGUCUUGUGGCGGGAAUGAAUACCAAAGUGCCACUUUUGUUAAAGAAACCGUUUACCCAGUUUUUCAAAUGGCGUUUUUCCACCGUGCAGUGUGGUACGGUACGGUUACACACUACUGUCAUUCCCACUGCCAAGUGAGCAACACCUUACUUGAGCAUCCGUGCUGAAUUUGGUUACCUUUCUCGCUGGAGGAUACAAGUGGGCCCAGCCAUAAUAUGUAAGGGUGGCUGGUCAAGCGUCAUCAGAGUCAGAUGACCCCGGUUCAGAUUUGUAACCGCACUGCGUUGGACCGGACUUCACGGUGGGAAAACGCAAAGUUUCACAAUUGCCGUCUUGCCUUUGGAGGGAGACCGAGUUGUUCAACGGGCUGCGUAGCCUGAUUCUUAAGCCAUUUUAUCUCACUUUUAGUUUAGUUCAGGUUGUUUUAGCACACAGUCACUGAUGUUUCGCUGUUUUUCUUGAGUACCUACCCUAAAAAGGUGCAGUAAGUAAUAUUUGUAUGUUUUGCUUGGCUUGUCAGGUCAUCAGAAUAUGAAGUCACGUGCAUAGUCCUUCAAACUACUGUAGAAAAGAGCGGCAUGGUGCACAUCUUUUGCAUCACGUCAGUUCACUGGGUAACUUUCCGAACCUGCUGACUACUGUUGAUCUUUGUUGCGCUGUCACGAAACGUAUUACUUAUUGUACCUUUUGAGGCAGGGUCAAGUGAAAGUUUGAAAGUUUGAUCAACUUGUCCUUUAACACCUGUCUGUCAUCAGUUUUAGGCGUUUCAGAGAAGGAAUACAGAUUAAAGGCCACUUCGAUCUUAUCUUAUCGAUAAGACAGGCUAGAUCGGCGGUGCUGCUUUGAAUGACUAAACCACGCUGGAGAGCGCCUUGGGAAAUUUCCUAUCUAACUGAAUGUAGCAGUUUAAUAUUUUUAUUUUGCUCAGUAAGACAGAAGAAGAAAGUACACCAACAAACUUCAGUGGUUGGUAAUGCCUUCACCUGCUCGUAAUUGCGUACUUGAGAGUUAAUUCAGGGAACUGCAUGUUGAAAUGUCGCAGAGUAAGAGCUCCAGCUUUCGGGUAUUAACGGUAACCGUGUACAUGAGUCACCAAGUCCACUACUGUUAUCAGUAUUACCGUCUCAGCGCCUUAUGAGAUACUUGGUUUUUCUCAGUCUGGGUCUGUUUUUGCCGCUUGAGGGUUUUAAGAUGGUGAAAAGAUGAACAAUUUCACGCAGUCACCCCCUUACACCACAUGUAAUCAGUCAACCAAGACAUGUUUAGCAUCAAAAAGUAGCUAAGAACCUGUAUUUACAGCCGUCUUGUGGCCUGAAUUUGUUUUCUUUGAUACAAACCACGUCUGUUCGAGAUUCUUAAAGGGGCACUCCGGCCAAAAUGAGAAGUGAACUAACAUGCUACAGUGGUGCCACUGUAUACUCUAGAGCACUCUAGAGAGGUCACUAAUAGGCGGACUGCGGUCCAAGUCCGGACCCAGACGCUGUCCUAUGCGGACCUGGACCUGUAACCGAUAAACUAUGGAGAAUUAUUUAAUUUUGACGGGGUGGUCCUAUUUUAAGCGUAACUUUUCUAUUCAUUACGGUGCCGGUUUAGCGGCCCGGGAGACUCACAGACCAACCGCAUGCGUUGUAAAAAUCACACCUGACGCUACUCAGCCAAUCAGAUCUGUGCAUUACGAUGAGCACUGAGACUCGAGUGAGUGACGCAGGGACGAGGCGAGACAGGCAGUUGGAGGAGAAAGUGAGUCAGAGGGAAGUUAUUUCACAUGGCGUGCUGUAAAAAGAGAAAACUGACAAAUGUUGUUGAAAUAUGACUGAAUUGGACUUUAUUUGAUUUGAUAUUCAGUUGUUGACUGUAUAAGAUGCUGAUAUACCUACUAGGCUACUUCAGUAAACAGUAUAUGGCACUGAAUCAUGAUGCAACUUAGACAUUAUAAUGUUCUGGACCUUCGCUUGAGGAAAUUUUCUCUAACUGGACCUUAUUGACUUUUUAAUUAAAGACCCCUGAUCUAGAGUGAGAUUUUCCCUUUUAAAUGCUAAUAAAAGCCCCUCCUGAUGAUGUAUCUUGAAGGUAGGAGGGGCUUUCUGUAUUUGAAUUAAUUAAUUAAUUAAUUUGUAUUGAUUUGUAUUGAUUUUUUUAGCUAGUGAAGUAGAGAUAGCUAACGUUAACUGCUAUCUUAUUGUAUUCAGCGCUGUGCUAAAAUCUGCACGGUUUUAGGCCGGAGUCUAGCCUUUAGGCCGGAAUGCCCCUUUAACGAAGCUUUCGCUUGGUGAAAAAGUCCCGAAUUAACCUGCCUUAUAGCAAAUAACCUCACAUAUUCACAGAUAAUACUCUCUGAGGCUCUGAUUUCACUGUACUCACAUUUAUCUACUGCACAACACAGCCCAAACAGAUCGUACUAACUAAGAACUGUUGCUUCAUCCUUGCAAUUCUUAUUUUCCGUGGACUGAAUGCACACAAUGUUUAUUGCAAAGUGUCCUCUCUGAUUUUAACUUGGAUUAAUGUCUCUUUUUAUAUUGAACUGGCUCCUCUGUAUAACACUGAUGAGUACUGGAUUUGAAGGGGAAUUCCACCAAUUUUUUCAAAAUUUUUGCACAGUUAAAUGGUAACGAUGUGAACAGUCAGUCAGAGUGGUUUGGUGUGAAAUCAAGAGAAACUUACAGUCGGAAUCGUUCACAGUGGUGGUGAUAGGAACCAGACGUCAGUCCUUAAAAGCUCCGUCACUGAAAGUUAUUACAUUAAAUGGUUAUGAUCAGGGACGUGGUAAAUGGGGGUGCUAACGGUGCUGUAGCACCUCCAGACUGCCAAUAAUAAUAAUAAUAAUAAUAAUAAGUUCUGAACUUUAUAAUGACUUUAGCAAAGCAAAGACCUGUGUGUGCUUGUUUUAAAGUGGAGUUUGUAUGUUUAUAUUCUGUUUAUGUAUUAUUAAAACCUCCAGUAGUGCUGUAUUUUCAUUACAGCGAGCCGAAUUGCUUCCUUGACAACUGUUGGGUGCUUUGGGGG